AUGGCCCUCAGGGUUGCUCCGUCGCCGCUCCUCGCCUCCGGCGGCGGUGCCACCGCCUUCGCCACCCCGCUUACGCCGAGGAAGAGAGGCGCCGGCCUGCUCCUCGUAAGCAAGCGCUCCAGAAUCUCGGCGCAGCUCGGUGGUGGUGGUGGUGGUGGUGGAGAUGGAGAGACCAAGCCUGACGGCAAGAAGUUCAUCACCAGAGAACAGGAACCGGAGCAGUACUGGCAGACUGCUGGGGAGAGGAAGGGGGAGAACCCCAUGAUGACGCCGCUGCCCUAUAUCGUCAUCUUCGGCUUCUCCACCCCCUUCAUCAUCCUCGCCAUCGCCUUCGCCAACGGAUGGAUCAAGGCGCCCCUCAUCCGCUGA
This is a messenger RNA of Triticum turgidum subsp. durum (durum wheat), 369 nucleotides long. NCBI's taxonomy places the organism in Eukaryota, Viridiplantae, Streptophyta, Magnoliopsida, Poales, Poaceae. The record is from the annotation of a GenBank genome assembly.